This is a messenger RNA of Contarinia nasturtii (swede midge), 773 nucleotides long. RefSeq names its product NADH dehydrogenase [ubiquinone] 1 alpha subcomplex subunit 8 (gene ND-19). Gene Ontology annotation, biological process: mitochondrial electron transport, NADH to ubiquinone. The record is from RefSeq and is a predicted model, not a curated record. NCBI's taxonomy places the organism in Eukaryota, Metazoa, Arthropoda, Insecta, Diptera, Cecidomyiidae. The coding region runs from base 154 to 675 and encodes 173 amino acids. The transcript has 2 exons.
CAAAAUUCAUUUCAUCGACCUGAACCAUCGUAUUUUUGUUGGUCGAUGUAAAAAACUUCACCGUAGCUUUGGAAAAACGUCGAAAAAUAGUAACUGGAAAAGUUUUUGGUUUAACAUAAAACGUGACGGUUUUUUGGUGUACAUUUAGAAAAUAUGGUUAUAACAUUAGACCAUGAAUUACCAACUGAAGCUGAGCUCACCAUGCCCGAAUUGAAAUUAUCGGGACCAGCACUUCGUGCUGGUGCAUUUCAUUUGGGCAAAUACUGUCAAGAUACAUUCAAUGAGUUCAUGCUGUGCCGCAGUGAAGAAAAUGAUCCGCGAAAAUGCUUGAAAGAAGGACGAGACGUAACAAACUGUUCAUUUGAAUUCUUUCGUUUAAUUAAGAAAUCAUGUUAUGACGAAUUUACGCAAUAUGCUCAUUGUUUGGAUAGAAGUAGUGCCGACUUGAAUUAUAAACAUUGUCGCAACACUCAAAACGUAUUUGAUAAAUGCGUAUUAGAUAACUUCAACAUAGAGCGUCCGGGCUACGGUUACUUUUGCCGAGCUCAAAUUGUUGAUACGAAACGACCAAAGCCAGAGGUACCAGAGAAACCACACUACGGUGAUGUGCCAGCAGCUCUGCCAGAUGACGCACCCAGACCACCAGCCAAGUACGGUGCCAGAACAUUUGUAUGAAGUGCUGCUAUUUGCACACAGCCAUUUCAAUAGAAAACGCAAACAUUUUAUAAUAGUAAUAAAAACUAAUAAAGGAAAAAUCGUAAAUUGAAUUUAUA